CAAACGAGAAAAACUUUUUUUUUCCAUUUUAUUUUACCGAUGAAGAUGAGCGUCUCAACUGCAAAACGCGGGCGGCGGCCUAUUUAAGCUAUUCGGGCACGAUUUGCUGCUUGCUCUUCCGAUCCUCAUCGCUCAUCCUUCACCUACGCUCUACGACCUUUCACAAUGGCUGGACACUACACCCUCACCAAAGUUCCUUCUGGAGUAUAUCCCUUGUUUGCCAUCAUGGCAUUCGCUGUCGGUGGUGCCACUUACUUUGUAGCGCACAAGACCGCAGGACCAGACUGCGUGUGGUCCAGAAAGAGCAACCCCCAACCCUGGAACACCGUCCAAGCGAACCAGACCACAAAGAUCUACGACCCCUCUGGAAAGUUUGACAAGUGGAGCCGAUUCUCUGCGUCUGCUUAAAUUCUCUACAAGUAUAUGGUUGGCCGUGACCAUGCACUUCUCCCCUUUUCGAUUCCCAGGCUAUCGUAGCCAUGGACUUCUGCAGUUUAGAUUUGUUACAAGUUGACUUGUUUCCUCCAUAAACGGCUUUUUUAUUUGAAAAUAUAUUAUUGAGAUUUUGUGUAUGUGA
This is a messenger RNA of Spizellomyces punctatus DAOM BR117, 577 nucleotides long. RefSeq lists its product as uncharacterized. Bases 166 to 408 code for a protein of 80 amino acids. The record is from RefSeq and is a predicted model, not a curated record. NCBI's taxonomy places the organism in Eukaryota, Fungi, Chytridiomycota, Chytridiomycetes, Spizellomycetales, Spizellomycetaceae. The transcript has 3 exons.